Molecule: messenger RNA, 387 nt
Organism: Paramuricea clavata
Lineage: Eukaryota; Metazoa; Cnidaria; Anthozoa; Malacalcyonacea; Plexauridae
Source: the annotation of a GenBank genome assembly
AUGGCUGAGUCUGCAAGUUAUAAUAAAACUGCAUUAGCACACGAACUGAAGAACUCAGUUAAAGGAGAAGCCAAACACCGCAUCAAAUCUGUUUUUGUUACCAAGCCCGAAGCUUACGACAUCAUGUGGGAAAAGCUAGAGUGUCACUAUGGAGAUACUACUGCCAGUGUACAAGCUGCUUUGGAAGAUCUUCAAAGGCUAAAACCUGUAAAAGAAGAAGAUUAUAAAGCUCUGGUUGAAUUGGUGGAUGAAGUUGAAUCUGCCUACAGUCAAUUGGAAGAGCUCAACCAGCUAAACACUUUAACCAUGCGAGAUGUAGACAACCUAACUGUGAUUACUUCGGUGUCCAUCCAAAGCAAGAAGAAGCUAGAUGUGGUGACAACCUAA